Molecule: messenger RNA, 20240 nt
Organism: Podarcis lilfordi (Lilford's wall lizard)
Lineage: Eukaryota; Metazoa; Chordata; Lepidosauria; Squamata; Lacertidae
Source: the annotation of a GenBank genome assembly
CCCGGGGUUGCUUUCGAACUGCUAGGUUGGCAGGCACUGGGACCGAGCGACGGGAGCCGACCUUUCGAUCGGCAAGUCCUAGGCGCUGAGGCUUUUACCCACAGCGCCACCCGCGUCCCUACCACUGUAUAUACAAAGUGAGAAAUAAAUAAGUAAAAGGAGCCCAAUGCUGAAACCAAUAUGGUGCCCUCUGGAUCUUGCUGGACUUCAACUCCCAGAACCUCUUGGCCAUGCUGUCUGGGGUGGGACUCAUGGGAGUUGGAGUCCAAUGGGAGGGCACCCUAUUGCCUUCCCUUAAGGACUGGACUCCCAACUCCAGCUUUUAUGCAUGCGUUGAACGGGUGAGAAAAAAACCUAAUUUUGAAUCUAGCCCACUAUGGAGUAGAUCCCGGCACUCUAUGCACACUGACUUGGGAGCAAGUCCCCACUGAGUGGCGUUGCGCUGUAAACUCGCCACUCGUGCCAUUAAUCCCUCCCCGCACGGCCCUGAGCUCGCAAGCACACCGGAGAAUCAAGCCUAGCAGUAUGAGGGGGGACGAAGUCAACGAGAGCGGCUCCUCCGAAUGUAAUGGACGAACCCGACGCCUAAGCGCGGAGAUAGGCCCUUGGGAGCAACUACUGCGGGGAAGAGGGGCGCGUUCUGCCGCAGACACCAGCAACCCUUCCGAAGAGCUUGCUGGUCCGGGCGGCGGGGCCGAGUUCCUGUUCCAGGCGUGGCUGCUGCGUGCCUUGGUAGAGUGAGUCACAGGGCUGUCAAGGCGGUUUCCCAAGUGCCGCAGGAAGGCGGGCUGCAGCCUGUGCAAGGAGCAAAAUGUUGUCCCCGAGGUAAGGCGAUUCUUGGUGGCGGCGUCUGCAUCCAGCCGGCUCGGGGCGGGGAAGAGGGCUCCGCACAGGCAGGCGCGCGGCACUUCCAGGGCCGAGUGGCAGCGCCGAGGUCGGUUAAUAGAAAGCCAGGCAGACGCGACCGUUUAGGGAGAGCGGAGGCCUGCCCCUCCUUCCCCUUUCUCCCCGCUUCGGCCUGCGCCCUGGCAGGACGGGAAGACCUGGCCGAAGCCAAACAUUGCUUUCGGACGUACGCCUUGUCUGGGGCCUCCUUUUCCUGGGAGACAAGCGCUAGACACGGCAUACGGUCUCUGGGCUCCAGAGGACUAGCCUCGUGACAGCAGGAAGCCGCAAGAAGUGCCACGGCGGCAGCGCAUAGUGCAGUUGGAAUCACGCUGACUCCGAAGUAAAGUCCUCCCUGGUUUCCCUGGAACUUACACCUGCGUAAAUGUGACUAGGACCGCGGACUUAAAGACUAACCAAUACUGUUAAUUUCAGGAGGAGAAUUUGGUGGGGUUGGGCACCAGUGAGUCACUCUGGACAGGCUCGUUGAGUGGAAGUUCUGCCACCCAUUUUUGAGUAUUUUAAUGCAACGUUUGGCCAAGUAUGAAAGUUAAAAGUUAUUCUACACUCAACUGUAUUCUUAAAGUACCAGGGCACACAGGACGGGUGGUGCUUGGGCCAAUAGCCUUGGCCAGUUUGUGCUUUUGCCUCCCCACCACUGACAGGCCAGCCCUGCAAGGUAGCAUCUCCGCAUGCUUCAGUGCUCCUUGCUUGUGCCUGGCAGGAGCACCCUGUUGAGAGAGGAACGGCCACUGCUGCUGAACCCAUUCAACUUCCCUGCUGUCCCAUGAAAACCCCCUUGUGAGGCUAACUAAAGCUAGAUGAUACUAGGAUGUGGGAAAGGUAUCCCUAUCUACAAAGGAAACAACAGAUGUACCAAAGCCUAUAUUAUCCAGGCUCGGGUAGAUAAUGAAAGGGAAAGACAGUUGGUCACCCCAGCAGGGUCAGUGGCAUGACACAUAGCAGGGAUAGCAGGCGCAAUAUCUCUUCUGGUUUCAGCUGCAAGUUAGGAAAACCUUCACCUGUUGCAUAACAGCCAUGGAACAUGCAACUGUACAGGAACCCACUUGGAGCAAGUAGAUUAAGAACCCCACUGAGAAACAGCCAGGUGCAUCCUGGUUAGUGCUGCCUUUCUCCUGAUCUGCAUACAGAGGACAGCCCAAAGCAAUGAGCAACAGUUAACAGCCAGAGCACAGAGUUCCUCAACCUGGAUGCACCAUAGGUGUUGUGAAGAAGAAGGGGAGGGGUGGUCCCACCAGCUCAACCACUGUUGGUGUUUCAGCCUCCUCCCUCAUGGGGUGGGGUGGGGGGAAACGAGUGACUGCAAGUAUACUUCUCCCUUCCUUGUUGCAGUGGCCCUCUUAGUGUGGUGACACCUUAGUCUUCCUGGACUUCCCAGACUUUGAUUCUGCAAGGCAAAAAUGUUCGUGCCUCUUUGGCCAGCAGUGGCAAUGCUGUCAGUGGCCCACAACUUGCCUGCAUUUUAGCAGUUCAGCCAGCAUUUCUGUUCUGAUAGUGAUGCUUUCAUACUUCCAGCCUGGUGGAACUUCUGCCAUAUCCUCUGGCUCCCAUUUCAUGGAUCUCAAGUAUAGGAUUGCACUUUUAAUGCCACCUAUGAUAUCAUACUCUUGACAGUAUUCAUUCUCCUUUUGAUGCAGAUGGUUUUCAUUAAGCAAGGCCUGUCCCCCCUUGGCCAGGAUGUUGACUUCCUCCACCAGUGGCUCCCAGGUUUCCCAGACUAUGGAGGAAGGUAAUGUAACUGGGCUGGCAGGUGUGAGAAUACCUGCAGGCAGGUGUGAGAAUACGACCAGAAAGGUUGAUCUGUUUGUUUAGUGGCAUCUGUAGCAGUAAUAGCUGUAGCUGGGCUUCUAUUUAUGUGGGAACUGUUUUUGAAACAAAUAUGUUCUUAGUGUAACUUUUCCCAGCAGUAAACAGAAAGUAAAAGCAACAAACACAGUGAGUUGUCAUUAGAAGCACAUCUCUCCAUGGCAUCAAAUUGCUUAGUGGAAGAAAACUGGACCCUCCAGAAUGAUACCCAGGGACCUUGAGGCCUCUCUGCAUCAACAUCCACAUUUACAUGUGACAAGAAGGGAAACUAUAUUUUUUAUGAAAUGGCCUUGCUCUAUGGCUGCAAUGGGUGAGGGGUGUCUCAGUAGUGUUGGGUGCCUCAGCAGUGCUUGACUUAGGGCAGUGCAGGCAGUUCCCCUGCAUGGGGAACCGAGUUGAGGGGACGCAAAAUAAUAACAAUAACAACCACAAUAAAACCCAUCUAUUAUAUAUAAGUGUUGUGUGCCAAAUUUUGUCCCAGCUCAAGGUGCCAUAUUACCAAAGUCUAACACAGUCUAGCAAACCAGCCCUGUUAUCUUAACCUUCCCACAAUUUACAGUGACUGGCUAGUUCCAUGCAGGCAGUGGCCUGCAUCAUCAACACCAGUUCCUUGUAACACUUUAUUAUGCAAUCCAUAAUAGAUAAAAGUGCAAACACGUGUUUUGAAUUAAGUAGUUGUUUAACCACGUCUGUUAUUAUUCUGUAUACUGCAGCCUAGAAUGUCUGCAUUUGCAGGCAGAGCCACCACAGAUGAAAUAAGGUUUCUUUCUCUCUUACAAUACCCCAGUCUAGCACAUGGGAGACAUUCUGUUCAGUUUUAUCUAUGAUACACAAUUUUGUUACCUUUUUUAAUUUAGAUUUUAGGAAUCUUACUGAAAGUCAUUGUGCUUUUAUUAUACUUUGUGUGAUAUAACUAUAAUAAUAGUUAUGAGAAACGUGGAAUAGAGGAGAUAAAGGAAGCAAACACAGCUAUUCAGUACCCUGCAGUGCUAUGUACACUUGGAAAACAAACAGAGGGACAUCUUAACGUUAGCACAGAAAUAAAUGAUCACUACAAUAGAAUUAAAUCAUAUGUUAGCACUCUUGUGCAUACACUUCUACAUUUUGUGACUGAGUCCAAAAUGACCAGGAAAACAAUGCAAUUAGGGUUUUUGCCUUGUGUUUUACGACACUGAUAAUCUAAAUGGCUUUUUCUACUUUACAGGACAUUCACCCAUUCAUGUGAAUAAUGGUGUGUUGUGGUAACCUGUAUGCAUUUUAAUAUGGCUAUAUAUCUGCUUCUAUCUUGCUUCUAUCUUUCUUUGUUGGAUGGUUAAUGAAAUAUACACAUUAAUAUUUUCUGGUACCGGUUGCUAGUUAGUGUUUUUGGUGGCACUAAAUGGGUUCACACUGCUAAACAAAUAAAGCAUGUCUUUUUAAUCAAAAUAUCAUCUCUGUAUGCCUGCAUCUUGUGCUGUUAUUUAUGUUUACAAUAAAUCAGAAGACAAGUACCCAGGGACUUGUAUAGAUUUAUGUUGAAUCUAGAAACUUGUAUUCAAAUAACUGGGGGGCAAGCUGUGCCUCUUAAAUCCCUGGCUCAUGAUCUCCAGUUUUCCAAAGCUUUCUUAAGUCCAUGUCCUUCCAAUGGUUCAAAGUGUCAUUUACAGACCAACAUAAGAAAAAGAGAGGUUGGUAAGCGUGACAUUUUGUAAUACUUUGAAAUAAAUAUGGGUCCAAUCAUACGCAUGCAACCUCUUAUUCCUAGUCCCUGUGUGAGGAUUUGCCUCAGUCCUACUUUUUUAUUUUGUUUCCCCUUACUCAGCUCCAUACCAUUUCUACCCACUUUUUCCUAAUGUUCAAACUUCAGACCAAUGACAUCUUUCCCCCAUUUCCUUUAACCGUUUACCAGAUGGGCCUAUAGGGACAUUGCUAGUCAACACCUAGCCAAUUCUAUGUGCUUCACUUAAUAAGAGUUUGACAGAACAAAGGGCAGUAGCUCAGCGAUAGCAUAUCUGCUUUGCAAGCAAAAUGUUCUUCUGGAUUCAAUUCAUGGCAUCUCUAGGUAGGGCUGGGAAGGACUCCUGCCUGAAAUCCUGGAGAGCCACUGGUACUCAAAUGUUGACAGUACUAAGCUAGAUGGACCAGUGGUGUGACUCUAUAAGGCAUCUCCCUGUGCACUGUCUUAAGAUACUUCAUUUGUAGUAAUUUGGAAUGCUGUUUCCAUAUUUGCGUGUGAGGGUAAUACAGCUUGUAACUAUUCUUUCAGGCAGUCUUUCCCCACAUUUGGACAGACGUAAGCAGAACAAAUGUGUUGGGUGGGAAGCAAUUUCACUCCUCAACAGUGGUGCAAUAUCCAUGAUUAAGGAUGAAUUAUCUCUGUCUCUCAAGGGGCAAAUAGCUUUCUGAAGGACAACUGGUGCUAUGUGUCAAUGAGUUGUGGUCAGCAGUAGCAUAUCAGCACACAGAAAGAUAAGGAAAGCAAACAAUACAGCUUGUAUAGUUGAGCAACACCACUUUACGAUAUGAAAAUUGGGUUGUUUUGAUACUGUUAGGCUAAUUACUGCGAAUGAGCAACACCAGACAAUUAUUGUGUUAUUGGGGCCAUCAAGAAAAAAAGAAGUCAUAUUCCUUAAUAUCUGGAAAUAUCUCCCUUUUUUGGAUUUAGGCAGUGGAGUAGCAGAGAAAUGCUCUUGUUUGAAUGUGGGAACAAUGAAGAAUCAUAGAGAUACUGGGAGGUUUUUGAGCUUGAGUUUAGCUGUGCCAGAAGCAGCAUGGAAGGAACUACAGGGGCCCACUCUAUACACUGCUCUGUGGAAACCUGAGGAUUAGUGAUUGUGUUUCCCAUUUUAAGGGUCAGCUUGUUUCCACUAAGCUCUGCUUGAAUAAGAUCAUCAGUUUCCAAUUCUCUCUUGUGCAAAGGAAACAAAAACCUGUGGUGCUGCUUCUGGAAUCUCCUACCACUUGAGAAAGGAAAAGUGUUUAACAGGAAAUGUUACUACUUUUAUAGCUCAAAAGAAAUACAAGCAUGUGUAUAAUGGCAGUUUUUUGUUUUUUUUUAAAGACUGAAUGUACUAGGGGAGGGAACAUCUGAUCCCUACAGUCCAGACACAGAAGGAACAUCUGGUUGAUGUGGCUUCCCUGCUUGUCCUAAUGGGUUGAUGGCAGAAUAGUCUGUAUGGGCUGAUUCCUGCAGAGGGGUGAUACUGAUCCAUAGGAAAUAUACCUGCAACUCCCAAGGACAUUCCUUCAGGAGUAUUGACCACUGCUGUACAGAUGUACCCUAAACACAAGGGCAUUCCUUCAGGAGUAUUGACCACUGCUGUACAGAUGUACCCUAAACACAGCCUAUGGAUGGAAGUCAGUGUUGGCUUUACCAUGAGAUGAAGUGAAGCUACUGUCUCAGAUCAUGGAUUGAAAAACUGAGGGCAGCAAAAAUGGGCCACUCCUUAAAUUGCAAAAAGUAUACAUGAAGCACACCAAUCUGACCAUUCAUAGGAUGAAAAUAGGUCUAGAGCAGAGGUGUUCUGGAACAGGGUGGCUAACUGAUGUACCUUCAGAUUGUUGUUGAAUUCUGACUCCCAUCAUCCCUGCCAGCAUGGCCAGUGGUCAGGAACAAUGGGAGUUGCAGUACAACAAACACCUAAAGGUUCACAGGUGAGCCAUCCCUGUUCUAGAAUAUAUAUGAUAUUAGCAGGUGGUGAGUGGCUAGAAAAAUAAGUCUUGACCACAAAUUUUGAAAUUUGCCCUGGUAGGUUAGGUGGACUGCAUGUGUUUAUUAUAGUUGACCUGGAAGAAGAGUCCUCUGACUCCUGUACUUUAAGAAAAGUGCACUGGACCUCCAGUAAUUUCAAGUACAUAUUUGAUGUUUCUUCUGGCAUGGUUGUACAUUAUUAAAUACAAAAUGAUUAAUAUCCUAUUGAUAUGUAGUGCCAUAAAACCUUGCCCAAGGUUGUUGCUGGCUCUGUGAGUUGAGCUCAGCCGACUUAAUUAGAGCAAAAUGACUGGGUUUGUUUAAGUCAUCCAGUUUACAUGUAACCAUUUUAAUUGAUUUGAGGGGUGCAGGUGUUUUGGACUGUUAGAUUUACUUGCUCUGAUGACUAGAUGUAUUAGCCUUGAGCCAGCUGAGGUAACACACAACUGCCAAUGGCCCUGCAUCCAUAUCACAGCCUGCCUCAAAAGUGUCAUCCAUCCAGUUUGUUCAAUGGCAAAGAGCAUUCUGAUAUGUAGCGGCAACUUUUUGCCUGUGCACAUGGAAGCUUGGCUCUGUUCAUGGGUUUCCCUUAUAAUAUCAGAGCACAUGAAUACAGAAAUUUAUGAAUGUAGACUGAGUAACAUACGCAUUCAUUUUAGAAUGUGCAGGCUUUCUUGCUGGGUCAAAUUUGACUUACACACACACACACACACACACACAGUCACAAGGAUCAGUUGGAUAUUUUUGGUUGUAAAAAGAUAAAAGCUGUCAUAGUCUCCUGUGGUUAUAAUGGUGUAUCCCCUGAUAGCAGGAAUGAACUUCACCAGCUGUUGCUUUUCAUCUUCUCUUUUGCAUGAUUUUGCUUACUCUUCUGCUUCUUGGGAGGGUAGUAGUACCCUUUUGGUCAGUUAAUGCAUCAAAUAUUUCUGAUUUUGUUGUGUUGCAGUGCGAAAUAGAUUGAGGGAGAUAGUGGGAGCAUCUACCAAUUGGAGGUAUGACACAUGCAAAGCUUUCUUUGAUUUUUUGAUAGUUGCAUUUCAAAAUAAAGCAGAGCUGAUUGGAAUAUCCUCUUUCAGAGAUUUAACCAUCUGUCUUCAAACUCUGAUGGUCUUUGCCCCUACAGGAAUGAUGGUGAUGAUUAUGAUAAUACUUCUCAUAAAUGUUAAUAGUUUAUAUGCAUUAUCUUAGUAAUCCUUUAAAAAAAAUCCUUCAGAGAAAGUAAAUUAUUAUUAUCCCUAAAUUACAAAAAUGAUUUGGAUCUGAUAGUGCUUGCCUUAGGCUGUAACCAGGUUCAAGGUGGGCCCAAGAUUUGAACUGGUGAUUUUCCAGCUCAACAAUCUUGAUCUUAACCAUUAUGCUAUGUAACUCUAUUCUAGUAAACGUGUAUUACAUUUUUCAACCUGUGUCCAUCUGGAAUCAUCUGAUUUGUUUUCCUCCAGAGACCAUGUGCAAGCAAUGAAUGAAAGAAAAGCUUUACAUACCCUCCUUGCAAAAAACCAAGCUGACCUGCCCCCUAGGAAAAUGAGAGACAGCUAUAUAGAAGUUAUUCUGCCUUUGGGAAGUCAACCUGAAAUAAGAGAAAAAUAUCUGAACGUGCACAACUCUGUCAGGUAAAAUCAGUUGCCUUUUUAAUAGAAUGAAUAUCUUCCUACUUGGUGCCUUACCAUUUGCACUGUUAUCCAUUUUGACUUAAACCCCCCCCCCCCACCUGGCUCUCCUAAUUAUUAUAUGUGAAUUUUCAAAAGGAUCAAACUAUUGAGAUGUUUAAUGAUAAAUUUUUAAACUUCAGAUUGUACUUUUUUUUUAAACACCGUCAUAGAACUAUGUUGGAUUCGUCCCAGUAUCUUGCAAAGUAAUCUUACCAUGUACCAUUUUAACCUUGGUAGGUUUGGCCGAAUUCUUGAAGAUCUUGAUAGCUUAGGAGGUAUGUAACAGCCAUUCAGUUUCAUUGAUCUGAUAGUCAGAUUAAUUUGGGUAAUUAGAAUUCUGGGGUCAGAUAUUACACAGAACUGGGAUGCGAGAGAAAGGCGUGUGAGUUACUUGGGCUUCCACUUUUUUGCAGUUCCUGUGUAAAUGCUCAAAUAGUGAAGAGUGACAUAUGUGACCUAAAUGAGUUGUGCUCAUGAAUGCCCUCAACCUGCAGGAGCUAGAUGGGAAAUUUUUCCUUGCUAUGGCGAGGGUGGUGAAUAGAGAGAAUGGUUCCUUGAUUUUCUGAGAUCCUUAGAGAAGGCAGCCAGUCUGUGAUGCAAAGCACGACUAUCCAGAAAGAAACAAGAGCUGCCAAAAUCUCAGAAACCUUUUCCCAAGCCAGGAUUUGUGUUUUGGUGGUGCAGUGCAUCCACGGGAGCUCUUCACAUGACUGAUUGAAUGAACCCAUUUUAAUUAUAUUUGUGAACGAGACAUUUUCAUGCAUGUUCCUUGUUUGUUUGAGCUUGUCAAGUGUUAUGACACAAAUACCACAUUGUAAAAAUUUUACUGCACUCCCUUUCAUAAAAAAAUUAAAUACAGAGAAUAAAUCAUGCAGUCUCUUUCAUCCUUUCUCUACAGUUCUGAUUUGUUAUACACACACAAAGCAUGAAGCUGGUCAGAUGUCUCCUUUGUCGAUUGUUACAGCGCUGGUGGAUAAAAUUGGUACGGUGUUGUUGGAUCUAUUAAAAAACUUAAUGCUUGAACUAGGAGUGCUCGCUGUGUUGGGUAAAAAGAGCUAGGCUUCAUUUUGACAUAAAUGUUGGGGGGGAAGGGCAGGAGCUAACUGCUCCACCUCUUUUGGAUAAGACUUUCUUCAGGCUGCCAGAUGUUACAGUAAAUGUACAUUUGCUUCCAAAACAACACCUGUGUUUCCAUGCCCCUACUUUCAUUUUAACAACUUGUUAGGUCCAUUAUGUCAUGAGUUCCGCCCCCUCUGCUUCUCCCCUACACUAAAUCAGUGAUGUGGAGCAGGGCAGUGCUGAAAUCACACAUUUCUCCAAUUAGAUACUGCCCCAAGAGGAAAGGCAGCAAAAUGUGUUGCAGCCAUUUUCUGUGGCAAAUGUUCACUUCCUGUUGCAUCUUGCUUGACCUGAAGAAGGUGCCUGGCAAACCUUUCUAGGGAGCAUUCUACAGCUGGAGUCUGAGAAGGCUCCUCUCCCUAGUAGCCACCCAGCUCCCUUCUCUUGCUGGUGGCACCCAGAGUAGGCCUUUAAAAAGGAUCUUAAGGGGUGUGGGGCAAAGGCAGUCUUUUAGGUAUCCUUGUCCCAAGUCAUUAAGGGCUUUAAAGGUUAAAAUGGGCACUUUUUCUGACUUGUAAUAGAUAACCAGAGGUAAGUUAGCUUCCUUGAGCUAGAGAAAUUAAGUUACUUAUCUUUAGUGUCUAUGCUCUGACUCCUGUUUGUUUGCUUUUAGGAUUAUGGAAGCAGGAUAUUCGUCCAGACUGUGAUAUCAAGUUCGUUGGGAAUGUUUCAUGGGUAGGAAGGACAUCAAUGGAAGUAAAGAUGCACAUGCUUCAGGUUGUAAUUUUUCCAUAUAAAAAGUAAUACACUUUAUGAGUGCCUGAGAGUUCUAAAACAAUGGCCUGGUUCACAUAUGGCAUUAAACCACAGUUAAAAACAAACUGGUUUAAUGUGAACGUGCACAUUAGUUCUCUCUGCUCUGCUUUUGCACUUGUCGCAUCACCAGGAAAUCUGACAUGUUGUGAUGUCCCACCCCGGGCUUUUGGUUUGUUUCUCUCCAAACAAACCCUAGCUGGCAAUUAAGGUUUGUUCUUGGGUUAUUGCUUGCAUGUAUUUUGGGAGAAAGAAACCAUGAGCCUGGGUUUGGGCGGAACAACAAGCCAAACACUGACUUGUUUUCUGAUGGUGCAGCUGGAGAGAAAGAGAGAGAGUAACGCAGUGUGCCCCAGUUUCCAAGAAACCAUACCUUGUAUUUAGCUAUAGUUGAGUGUGGUGUGUAAACCAAGCCACUAUGAAGGCAGAACAUAAGGGUCUUCUUUGUGUUAUCAGCAGGAACAAGACUAGUUUGCUAAAGAUGAUUUCCCUUCCAUUGUUUUCUUUUAGUUUCAUGAUGGUGCCUAUCAUCCUGUAUUAGAUGCAACUUUUGUCAUGGUGGCCCGUGAUCCAGAAAACAAAAGGUAAGGCUUUCAGUAGACCAUUGGGAAUAAUUGUACAGUGACAAGUGGUAAAGUCUUUUGCUGAAGGGAGGACAAAAGAGGAGAGAGCUGCUUGCCCAGUGGGGGCCGAGCUGCAACACUAGCUUCCUGACACGACUGCUGCUUACUGAAAAGUGGGGAGAGAUCAGGGUUAUGCCGGUGUACUGGUGGAAGUGCUGCAUUGGCUCUGCUGGUGGGCUGCAUAGCCUCCUCACCCCUCUCCCUCUUGGUAAGUGACAAUGAUGCCUCUGCCAGGACGCUAACACUAUAGCUCUGUCCCGCCUGGAGAGCUGGGUCUGGUGAUAGUCAAACGCUGCUGCAUUCAAACACUCAGGCAGGCAUAUAUACACCUCAUUUAUUUCCUCCCCUUUAUUCACAGGCCAGCAUUUGUGAACCCACUGAUUCUUGAAAGUCCAGAAGAGGAAAAAAUCUUUAAGGAAGGCGAAGGUAUGUAAUGCAUUCCUCGGGGUUGUGAAGAAUUUCUGGUUGUGGUCCAUUCUCCCAUGCUCUUUAAAGGGCAUUUAAAGAUGGAUUUUCAGGGUUCUCCCUCCAGCUCUGCUCUUAUAAGUAUUGAAUAUGUGGAAGAUCAACAUGAUUAAUAGAUAAUAGGGGAAGGAAUUUAAUUGUCCCAAUUGGCUUGUAACAAGCCUGUCCACUCCAUUUCACUUCCUUAAAUAUCCUUUUAAAGCCAUGGAAGCCAGUGGCCAUCAUUAUGCUAUGCUGGCCACUUCCGCAGGUGAAUUAUGCCUUGGGUGAAGAAAUACUUUCUUUUGCCUGCCCCAAACUUACCACUGAUCAAUUUCCUUUGCUGACCCAAUGUGUCAUUAUUAGUUUUGAAACAGGAGGGGGUUGGAUACAGUUAUUGGAAACUUAUUUCCACCAAGUAAUUUUCUGCUCAUUUUCAUUUACUCGGUUAGCAAACAAGACCAGAAGAGUUGAUUCCAGUAGGGCUUCCUUGCUAAAAAUGGCUCCUACUGCAGAAGAAAGAAACAUUGUACAUGACAUAUUUCUUAAUACACUGGACCCAAGGUAGGUGGCGGGGCAAUGAAUGCUUUUACAAACUUUACUUCUGUUCGGGUCUGAAUUUUCUUAAAGGUGGCCACUUGUUAUUCUAUCAUUUCUCAGCAUGUACCUAUUUCAGGCAUUGAAAAAAGGGCUGCUCAGAUGUUGUUUCCCCUUCUUUUGCCUUGUGCAGAAGUGAAUGCCCAGGCCAAGAGAUCCUGCAUUUAUUUAUUUGCGUUUUAUAUCACUCUUACUCCAGUUGGGAACCAAGAGAGGUAUACCAUAUAAUUAAAAUACUGGUACAAAAAUAAUAUUUACAGCCCUACUAAAAAACAAAAUCUAAAAAACCAAAGUGACUAACUCUGACCUUAGGUUCUCUUCUAACCCUGGAUACUGAAACUGCUAGAGGAGGCAAUGUCAGUAUCAACAAUCAGGAGACAUUUGUGAAUGUUAUUUUUAUUACCCUUGUGUUUCUCUGGGCAGCAUAUGCAAGAUUGUCCAAAAUUAUUCUUACUAGUCCUUCUCAAAUAAGUUAGAUCAGUGGUUCUCAAAGGGUGUGGCAGGAGAGGAUUGCAAGUGUGGCAGGAAGAUUCAACGACAGUCAGUAUUAUAUGUUUGAGAACCACUGAGUUAGUCUGAGAAGUUAACCCUGUGCAGUACGUUAGGCUGAGAGAUACGGCUGACCUGAGGCUGCCAGUGAGUUUCAUGGCUACGUGGGGAUUUGAACCUGGUUCUCCCUGAUCUUAGGCUGGCAUUCUAACUAUUGCACCACUUUGGCUCUAAGAGGUAUCCCCCUGGCUCCCCACCAAGGUGACAAAGCUGGCCUGAGGUAACUCACACAGAAGCUAUUCAAGGGAAAAUGACACACUGAUUCCCUCCCCCCCAAAAAAACCCUGGGAUUGAUGGGAAGCCAUAAAAUUAUCUGAACCUUUAAAGAUGAAGUGCUUUAUUUUAAAGUCCCGAAAAGCUUUAAACAGAUUUGUCCAGCAACUGGAUUUUUUUAUUGCAAAAAACUGACCACAAAAUGGGUCUUAAAAAACACAGGAGUGGAUACAUAGGCCAUGUUGCAAUGAGUAGAUGGCGAUUCCCCCCAGAAACAAAGGCCAGUGUACUCUUUGGCUGAGUGGAUAUUUGAAUCCAGACCUCUUCAUUCCAAGUGUAGCACAUUUAACUACAUCUAUUACACACAUCCUGGUUGGGGCAUUCACUAUGCGUGUCACGGUGCAAUGACGAUGAUGUGUGUGAGCCUAAGGCCUGCUUGUUGUCGCACUAUGUGGGAGACAUGGGGGGAGUGACAUUCAGACAACCCCAGGUGGAGGUUAAGCAGGGGCUUUGCUUCGUAACGUUGGGCUGAGACAGCAUCUAAACUCUCCUCCUCUCAUAGGACGGUGAGUUUUCGGAGUCGGCUGCUGCCACCCACCGCAGUGUGGAUGGAAGAUGCAAAACUGAAAGGUCUGGAAAUCUGCCAUCCUCAGGUAUUUGCAGAGAGCUAUAGCAUGAUUGUGUUAGGGGUGGGUUUUGUUUUGCUCUUGGUAAACAGAUGUUUGACUUCUUAUCCGAGCUGUGAUAUUUGAUGGUGCUUCAGUUAUAUGAUAGAAAUUGCAAUCUUUUUCAUUCUGAAGGUAUCUAUCCGUGUAAGAAAGUAGUCUUGAUAGAUUUUUGUAGUCACACAAUUGUUUGUGAGUCACCUUCAAGAGUCAGCUUAAUUUUUAAUUGUAGCAUUACAAGAAGGCUUCCUAGCUGUAUUAUUCUGAAGCUCUUUCCCACUGCGGAGGAGGUCCCACUAAGCAUAUCAUGUGAACAUUAUUGGUUCAUGGCUGCUGGCAGUGUAUUUGCCAGAGAUGCUGAGCAGCUUUCCAGUAAAUGUUAGCACAUCCGUUGACAUACUUAGGAAAUCCAUAUUUCAUCCCUGCCCUCCUCCAGGCACUCCACCUCCGUGUCAUUGUGUAUUGUUGUUGUUGUUUAGUCGUUUAGUCGUGUCCGACUCUUCGUGACCCCAUGGACCAGAGCACGCCAGGCACUCCUGUCUUCCACUGCCUCCCGCAGUUUGGUCAGACUCAUGCUUGUGGCUUCGAGAACACCAUCCAACCAUCUCGUCCUCUGUCGUCCCCUUCUCCUUCUGCCCUCAAUCUUUCCCAACAUCAGGGUCUUUUCCAGAGAGUCUUCUUUUCUCAUGAGGUGGCCAAAGUAUUGGAGCCUCAGUCCUUCCAGUGAGCACUCAGGGCUGAUUUCCUUCAGAAUGGAUUCGUUUGAUCUUCUUGCAGUCCAUGGGACUCUCAAGAGUCCUCCAGCACCAUAAUUCAAAAGCAUCAAUUCUUCGGCGAUCAGCCUUCUUUAUGGUCCAGCUCUCACUUCCAUACAUCACUACUGGGAAAACCAUGGCUUUAACUAUACGGACCUUUGUUGGCAAGGUGAUGUCUCUGCUUUUUAAUAUGUUGUCUAGGUUUGCCAUCGCCUUUCUCCCAAGGAGCAGGCGUCUUUUAAUUUCGUGACUGCUGUCACCAUCUGCAGUGAUCAUGGAGCCCAAGAAAGUAAAAUCUCUCACUGCCUCCAUUUCUUCCCCUUCUAUUUGCCAAGAGGUGAUGGGCCCAGUGGCCAUGAUCUUCGUUUUUUUGAUGUUGAGCUUCAGACCAUAUUUUGUGCUCUCCUCUUUCACCCUCAUUAAAAGGUUCUUUAAUUCCUCUUCACCUUCUGCCAUCAUCAUUGUGUAUUACAGCCAUGAAAGAGCAUGCAGCAACCUACGGACUAGGUUCAGGUCUUUGCCAAUGUGUUUUUAGCAAAAGGUACCAGCUGCUCAGUAUAUAUUGCAGUCUUGUGCCCGUUCCUCUUCCUGUCCCCACUAAUUGGUUACAAUCACAAAGUAAAGCUUGAUAAUAAUUGCUGAGGAAUAUGUAAAAUACCUCUUGCAUAUUGACAUGUGAUUAGAGCGUAUUGAUAGCUAGAUUGAUGAUAUAAUUCCAUUGCUCUCUUUCCUUCCUCACCGUUUUAAUCAUUGAUUUGCAUUUCUCACUUGAUCCAAAAUGCUUGUAUCACCAAAGCUACAUAUGUACUUUACAUUUAAAGUACAAAGAAUCAUAGGAGCUGCAUUUUACCCCUCACAGAGUUACAAUUAUCAGUCCUCAGCAUCCUUUGGGGGUGAGGAAUGUUGUUUGCAUUUGCUUUAAACGUAUACUGUGUUGGCAGCCCAAAUUUCCCUGCUGUCACUGGACAAAAUUUCCUCUAUCACCAGCAUAAUUUGACUGGCACAAAAAGUUGGUAGUUCUCACUAUCCUUCAUUGCAGUUGGUUGGACUGCAAUGACUAUUGGGAGUCCCUUCCACCUCUACAAAUGGUAUGAUUCAGUGAUACACAGUAUAUUGUAUUCUAUCCACAGAUUAUGCAUUUUGUGCUUUUUGUUAUGUUGCCAAUAGCACAAAUUCCUAAUUACUUGUUUUAUGGCUACCUUGAUGGAGAACCAGAAAUAAAUAUACGUUUUAAGUCAACAUUUUCUGUAAGGGUGCAUCAUUCACCACUGAAUAUUUUUGACGGUAGGAACGCAACAUUUUCAAUAGAAUCUUUGGGGGAUUUCUCAUGAGGAAGGCAUAUGAACUUGGAUGGGCUUGUGCCUACAGCUAUGGGUAAGUCGCAGGAUGGUAAUAUUUAUGGGACUUAAAGCCCGGCGAGUCUUUUGGGAGGGUGGGGGGAGGGGAAGAGGGCAGGGGUUCACUUGGUUCUCCCUCCAGACUUCCUCCUUCCCGGCUAUGAGUGGGAAGAGCACCUUUCUCCUCUUGCACUCUCAAAUCAGUACCAUGUGAGCAGGGAAGAGGCCACGUAACCUUGUAAAGUGAUUUGUUUUACAGAUUCAGUACAGCAGCCUUCCCCAACUUGGUGCAUUCCAGAUGUUGCCCGACUACAGCUGCCAUUUCCCCUCACUAUUGGGAGUGAUGGCAGGAGCUAGCUGGGAGUUCAACAACAUCUGGGGGAGAUCAGCUUGUGGAAUGCAGCUGUAAAGUGAUGCACCCAAAGACAUUUGGGCUAAUUUUGUAGGAGUUAGUGAAAUCUCAUACAACAAAUGAGUAUCACUAAGUUGGACAGUGAAAAACGUCUUAGGAACUGCCAGCUGGUCUUACCCCUUUCUUUCAUAAAACAAAAUUAUUUAAAGCCUUUUCCUAAUUGCAGGUGAUAUCUAUACACAAAAAUCAGCUUUUAUGUAGUUUCUGAUUUCUCAUGUUUUUUCAUGUUACUUACAACGCAGUGUUCCCUAUGUUUCCCUUUUAAAAAUGUAUUAUUUUCCUCCGCUCCAGAAACUCCCGGCCUUAUGUGGUAGCUGUAGAUGAUAUCAUGUUUCAAAAACCAGUUGAAAUUGGAUCUUUGUUACUACUUUCUGCCCAGGUAAUGGAUUUAUUCUACUGAAACCAUUUUGAUAGAUCAUACUGGUAUAAAUCAUUUGGCUGUCCCUGAAAGUGAGCAAUAACAAGUCAGAGAAACACUGGCUUUCUUUUUCAAAUAUUAAAAUGUUGUGUCUUCCUUGUUCAUUUCUGAAUUUGGAGGCCCAUAGUAGCUCUUUUUUGUUUUAAAGGUAUGCUAUACUGAAAAAAAUAAUGCCCAGGUUCGAGUACACAGUGAGGUGUAUGAUCCAGCUACCAGAGUGCACCAUACAACCAAUGUCUUCCACUUCACAUUUAUGUUAGAAAAUGAGAUACCAAGUAUUGUUCCCAGAACAUAUGGCGGUGAGUACCUAUUUUGGAAGCUUCACACAGUGCAUGAUAUUGCAUGCUGCAGUGCAAAAGUAAUGGUAUUAUAGGAUCAUGGGCCCAGGAUGGAUUCCUUCCUGUUCUGGUUGUCCCCCACCCCAGUACCCCUUUUCCUCUCUUAUCACCUCUCUUUCUGGGUUCAUUUAGGUGGCCCAGAGAAGAAUUGUAUAGUACCAUAUUGGCUGUAUAUCUGUUUCAGCAGCAAUAUCGUAAAAGGCAAUUUGUGUAAGGUCGCGAAUUUAAGCUGUACUUUUAACAUUUCACGGUCGGAAUUUGGAAAAGUGUGUGACUUAUAUUCAGGCCAACAUGGUUAUUUGUGCAUUCUGUUUUUUGUACUAACGUAGUUCAAACUGUGUGAAUCUAGGUCCACAGUUCCUAUCCAUUUGUUUUGUUUUGUUAUUUUAAGGUAUUAAUCUGCCCACUUCUUCAGUCUGUGCUGUGUGAACUAACCUAAAUGAAAGGAGGAACAAUGAAAGUGUUCUCAAUGAAGACAGAGUAAAACUUUUAUUCCAAUUUUUUAAACAGGCAGGCUUAAAAGCGAGAACCCAGUGUGUGUAAGGAAAAAGUGUGAAAAAUUGACUCGAGUAUCUCUUACUAAUUGACCACAUAAUCUUAGGAAGUUUGAGAAGUAUCCAUAUAAAUGACUUACGGUAGUUGCUUUUUCUUGUCUUUCAGAAUCCAUGCUGUAUUUGGAUGGGAAGCGGCACUUUGAUUCCGCCAUGAAAGAAAACAUAGCACCCUAGCAGUGUGCCACCUUUGGAAGGAGAUCGCCUUGGAAGCUUUAAGCAUAUUGCUUCUCCACAGGAGGUGGCAAAGCAUUUCUGCCAUUAAAAACAGUAUGAUCAUGAAUGCAGAAAUGCUCUAAAGCACUUACUUUUAUAUCCAUUUAUUGUUUAUUUCUAUUUAUACAUAGUUUUUAGAUUGAUUUUUGUAUUUCAUAUUGGCGUUUCAUAUAUUUUAUGUAUUUUUAACGCCAAAAGACGAACAAACUAUAUAUCAUGACCAUCACAGUGGUCAUUUGCUUUGCAAAGUGAACAAAGGUAGCUCUGAAAGGUGGCGGGUGAAGGAAAUGCAGUCUGGAAUCUGCCACUGAACAUCUUUUGCAUUGUUACUCAGAGGUGGUGAUCAGUAUACCAUUUAAAUUCAUAUGCUUUUCCUUAAAUGUUUUCUACCACUGACUUCAGACUGAUAAAAGCAGCUAAAGCUCCUGCACACUAAUUGAAAAGGAUUAAGCAGUUACAUGGUGUGUCAAGGCCACAUCAGGUCCAUGAAGACCAUUACCCUGCCUAUCACAGUGGAACUUCCUGAAUUAAGCAAGAACGUCUCUUGAUUUCAGCCUUUGAUAAACUCCUACCAGAUAUGGAAAUGUUUUACUGAAUAAUGUAUUAUAUCCUAUAAUAAAAAAAAUCAUACGCUUGAUUGAAAUAAUCUUAUUACAAGCUACAAAAAUAUAUUCCAGGUCGCUUCAUAUCAUAUAUGGUAGAUCUGCUCUCACAUUGGAAAUGAUUUGGAAAAGAUGGUGUGCCAAUUUGUGUUUCUAAACUGCGCAUCAGUGAAGCCAGAGAUUCCUUUUGGAGCUUUACCAUUUUGUUUUUUCUUCUUUUCAUAGAUAUUUUUCUAUGCCAGUUGCAUUUUGAAGUUUUGGGCUAUUCAAAACUGAGAAUGCAACUCCCCCUUGUGGAUGUUUGAAGCAUAACCAUGCUUCUACUAUGAAUAGAUUGAGAUACUAAUCACAUUACUGGAUGUCCUCCUCCAUCUGAGAAUAAAGAUACUUGACACUGUAUUUUAGUGUUUAAAUUAUGCAUUUAAUUUGUAAAAAUGUGUUUGGAUUGUGCAGUUUCUGUAACUCAUCUAACUUAAAAAUACAUCCCCAAAGUUUAAGUAACUGUGGUAGCUUUUUCCAGUGCUUUUUUUCUGGGGAGACGCAGGAGGAUGCAUACUCCUAAACAAUUUGUGAAUCUUAAGUUUGGCCUCAUUGAGGGGCAGUAUUUCAAUAUGAGUAGAAAAAUGAGAGUACCCAUAAACAUUUUUUUUAAAAGAAAAAAAGCACUGGCUUUUUCACAUUUGCUGUGUACUGUCUCUCAAAAACAUUGUGUGCAUAGAUUGUGAUUCAAUAAUUGAAGUUUAGACUUAAUUUGGAAACGAGUUCCAUCUAGUCCUGUACCCUUUGCAAGAAUAUACGGUAAGCAGAUGGCAGCACAAAUGAACAAUUUUUACCUUCUUCUCAUGCCCAUCUUGCACUCAUUUGUUUUGACUCUGCGUUUUCAAAAUAGAAAUCAUAGAAUAUGGGAAGUCUGAAUUAUGUAAUCAAUAUAUUGGAGUGGGCAACCUCCAGUCUGUGGGCUUCCUGCUUGCCCUGCAAGGCUGUUUUCCACAAACCAUACCCACCUACCUUCCUGUGAUGUCAGGCAGAAAUGCAGCUGUUUUCCCUGUAGAAAGCAGGGUUGAUCAAUCAGCUGAUGAGUGUGUGUGUGUGUGUGUGUGUGUGUGUGUGUCCUUGGUUCGGUGUGUGAGAUUAAUUUGCACACUUACUAAAUUCUAUGAAACACGAUGCUUACUUCAGAGUAAACAUGCAUAUAGUUGGGUUAGAAAUAGUUAUUAGUGUGACUAGCAGCAUGAGACUUCCAACAGUGAAAGUAAUUUUACAUGGUAAUAUUUUAGCACUGCUUCACUGCUAUUAUUCUACUUUAGUAGAACAAGAAGCCUUAUACACACUGAACCAAACACUGGUACAAUUCCACCAAGAAGCAACACACAAGCAAUUAUCAAAAUUAGUGGAACUUUUAUUGGCAGAUUUUUAGCUGUGAAUUGUAGAAGAAAGCAGUCAGUUCACUUUACCAAAAUACUUCAGUUUUCCUGCAGGAUCUGGAAUUAUCUGGAUAAGGAGAAAAAAGUUGCAAUCAAAAUCAAAAUAGUCUAAUGUUUGUUAUAUAUCUGCUGUAUAAAGUGAACUAAGUCCUGUGCUGAUGAUUGGAUGUAUAUUAGACCCAUCCAUCCUCCAGUGAGUUCCCCAAGAUAACACAGGUACUCAAAUACCCAACGGUACUUACAAAUCUUCUCUUGGCCACCACAUUCUCAUAGCAUCUUCAGGUUUGAUCUAAACACAUGCAGAAGGCAUGGCUACAGCUAUUAGUGUAUUCCUGUUUUCAUGUCACAAUAGUUUGAUGAUACAGAGUACCCUACAGACGCAUGUGCCCUACCUCUCCUGCUGCUGCCCAACACACACAUUUCCUGGUAAGAACUACAGUUACACCAAUUCAGAUAUGGUAUACCAAGGGUGGGUAGCGUUGGCCCUCCAUGCAUCGCAUCUUUCCCUCUCCCCUCACUGGCCCUGCUCUCUAACAAGUGCUUUUGCUUGUCUGGAAUGUGUCUGUGAUCUUUGAUAAUGCUUCUUGCUUGUAUGGAUUUUGUAUUUUCUAUUUUCUGACUGUGUUCUUGCCCUCACACACUGGAUAUGGUGACACAUACACCCCAAUCAUAAUGUGAGCAUAGGAUUGCACUGAUAAGCACCAUGGAUUUUUCUGGUACCAAGGUGCACCUAAUGCUCUUUGGAUUGUACCCAAAAUCAUAAGGGGGAAGACUGAAAUCAUCGGUGUCCUUCAGUAACAUGUCUGGACAAAACAAACUACUGUAGGGAUGUGGAACUGUCUUGAGAACGCAUGCAGUGUUCUUUUGUGACCUGUCUACAGUCGCACUUGUGAUAAACCACAUGUUAUUCCAUUGCUGCACUUGUCAAGUCACUGGCCAAAAAACUCAGAUUAAUAUCCUCAACUUUGAUGUUUCUUUAUUCUGAAAGUCUAUAAUGUAGAAAUAAAUGGCAAAUACUUCUACAAAAUGUUUAUAAAGACUGCAGCCCUGUGCAUACCUACUCAAAAUUAACUCCUUGAAUUUAAUGGGACUUAUUCCAAGUUAAAUGUGCAUAAGACUGUAGCCUAAGUGGAUGUAUUCAGAGACUGUGAAAUCUAUUGAUCAAUGAAGAUACUGUUAUAUGUUAAGAGUGC